GUGUAUGCAAUAUUCGUUCGAGUGUACAUUGUGGGUGCCAAGCGCACACCAUUUGGUGCCAUGGGAGGCAAGUUGAAGAACCACACACCAACACAGAUGGCUGUGGUCGCAGGGAAGGCAGCUCUGGAGAGUGCAGGAGUGAAGCCUGAGAACGUGGAUGUCUGUGUUGGCGGCAUCGUAAAUCAGGUUGCUGCAAAAGACACUCCGUAUUGCUCAAGGCACGUGGCCCUGCACUGUGGUCUACCACAGAAGACACCGUCGCUCAAUGUCAACCGGCUCUGUGGCUCAGGCUUCCAGGCGGCCGUGAAUGGCGUGCAGGAUAUCCUCCUUGGAAAUGCAGAGAUUGCACUGACCUUUGGGAGUGAGAACAUGAGCUUGAGUCCCUUCAUCAUUAGGGAUGCCAGGUUUGGUGUCAAGUUUGGGCUCCAGCCUGAGAUGGAAUGCUCCUUGCUGGCCACACUGACAGACAUGUAUUGCAAGUUGCCCAUGGCAAUCACUGCGGAAAACUUGGCCGACAAGUACAAGAUCAGCCGUCAGGAUGUGGACCAUUUUGCACUGCGGUCUCAGAAGCGAUGGACCGAAGCAAACAAGGCCGGUCGGUUCAAAGAGGAAAUAGUGCCGAUUCCAAUCAAAGUGAAAGGAAAGGAGGUGCUGUUCGACACUGACGAGCAUCCCAGACCCGACUCAACAAUAGACAGCCUUGCCAAGCUGCCUGCCCUGUUCAAGAAGGAUGGCACAGUCACAGCUGGCAAUGCUUCGGGGAUCUGUGAUGGAGCCGGUGCUAUUGUUGUCGCCAGUGAAGAUGCCGUCAAGAAACACAACCUGAAGCCAUUAGCAAGGAUAGUGGGCUACAGCUACGUAGGCGUCGACCCGACAAUCAUGGGCAUCGGGCCAGUUCCAGCCAUUCGGCAGCUAUGUGAAAAGACCGUCAAGCUCCAGGACUUGGAUUUGAUCGACGUGAACGAGGCAUUUGCGUCCCAAUUUCUUGCCGUCGAGAAAGAACUGGGCGUGGACCCGGAGAAGAGCAAUGUUAAUGGGGGAGCCAUCGCACUUGGCCAUCCCGUGGGCGCUAGUGGUGCCCGCAUUUUGGCUAACAUCACCUACGAGUUGAGACACCGCAAGGGGAAAUAUGCCGUAGGUUCGGCCUGCAUCGGCGGUGGUCAAGGCAUUGCUGUGAUGAUUGAGAAUGUCUGACGGAGCACCUCGGCAGUAGACAUCCACUUGACUUUGUUCACGACUUUAUUGUGACAGACGUAUUUUUUUAUUACGCAGGACGAGCAUUUCUGGAAUCGUCAAUAAGGCAUAUACAAUACACAUGUACAUCUUUGUGCUUUUCUACAUCUGUAUAAACGCAGCUUUUUUAAGAA
Dermacentor albipictus is the source of this 1367-nucleotide messenger RNA. The record is from RefSeq and is a predicted model, not a curated record. NCBI's taxonomy places the organism in Eukaryota, Metazoa, Arthropoda, Arachnida, Ixodida, Ixodidae.